Phacochoerus africanus (Common warthog) is the source of this 1492-nucleotide messenger RNA. RefSeq names its product abhydrolase domain containing 14B (gene ABHD14B). The record is from RefSeq and is a predicted model, not a curated record. Bases 1 to 630 code for a protein of 209 amino acids. The transcript is spliced from 3 exons. Lineage: Eukaryota; Metazoa; Chordata; Mammalia; Artiodactyla; Suidae. Gene Ontology annotation, cellular component: cytoplasm.
AUGGCGGGCGUGGAGCAGCACGAGGGCACCAUCCAGGUGCAGGGCCAAAGCCUCUUCUUCCGAGAGGCUCGGCCUGGCAGUGGGCAGGCCGCCCGCUUCUCUGUGCUGCUGUUGCAUGGCAUACGCUUCUCCUCUGAGACCUGGCAAAACCUGGGCACGCUGCACAGGCUGGCCGAGGCUGGCUACCGGGCUGUGGCCAUUGACCUGCCAGGUCUGGGGCGCUCCAAGGAAGCAACCCCUGCCCCUAUUGGGGAGCUGGUCCCCAGCAGUUUCCUGGCAGCUGUGGUGGAUGUCUUGGACCUGGGCCCCCCAGUUGUGGUCAGCCCAUCGUUGAGUGGCAUGUACUCCCUGCUCUUCCUCACUGCCCCAGACUCCCAGCUCCGAGGCUAUGUGCCAGUGGCCCCCAUCUGCACUGACAAAAUCAAUGCUGUCGACUAUGCCAGAGUGAAGACCUCGGUUCUUAUUGUAUAUGGAGACCAGGACCCCAUGGGUCAGACCAGCUUUGAGCACCUGAAGCAGCUGCCCAAUCACCGGGUGUUGGUCAUGGAGGGGGCAGGGCACCCCUGUUACCUUGACAAACCUGAGCAGUGGCACACAGGGCUGCUGGAUUUUCUGAAAGAGCUGGCAUGAGGCUCAGCCCUGCGGAUGGGGGUGGGCCACUUGCCUGCCUUGGGCUCUCUCUUGCUCAUUCUCUCUCCUUCCCUCCGUGGGCUCCUGCUCUUCAUGCACAUACAACAGGUGUGUCUAUCUGGGUUCUUGUCUUCUAGGGUCUGUCUUAUCCUCUUCUUUCUCUUUCAGUGACAGACUGAAAAAGUGAAGUCAAGCAAAAAAAAAAAGUCAGUAAUCAAGGGACAUAAUCUGGUGGAGGGUAAUUAAUUCAUUAGAUGACCUCCUAUAGGCUUCUCCCAGCCUCCCCCCACCUCCCACCUCCUCCUUUGGCUUCCCUGCUGGGCACACACACACCCCUAUCUCCACCCCUUAGACCAUAGAUACAUACAUGCCCACAUUCAUGCUUACACAUUAGAACCGUCUAUGUUCCCAAAUAUGAUCCAUCACUUGAGGCAACCACACAGGUACAUGCAGCUCUGAGCUGACACUAACACACACACAGCCACUUUGCACUGCAUACACAAACACACGCAUGCUCUGCCCCCGCACAAAGACUUGCACAGGCACAUGCUGCUCUCCCCAACCAUGCAGCACCCCAUGUCUAGGAAGAUGGGGACCCCAUGGUCCAGCCCUUUCAGGAGACUCUCUGCCAGGUUUAGGGUGCCACCAGCUCUGAACUUCAUUCACCCACAGGUUGCAGGAAUGACCCCAAAAGGGAAGGACCACCCCUUCGACCCUCAGAUUUCCAGCCUCCUUCUGGGUAUUCCACAGCUUCCCAGGUUAUUAGGCCUGGGUUUUUCUCAGCCAAGCUAGAUUCCUGCUCUGAGGUUUGGGGGAUGGGGAGACAGAGUGGAGGUCUGCGAAAUAAAGUGAUGCAAUUAGA